Molecule: messenger RNA, 3294 nt
Organism: Trichoderma citrinoviride
Lineage: Eukaryota; Fungi; Ascomycota; Sordariomycetes; Hypocreales; Hypocreaceae
Exons: 5
Coding region: 1-3294 (1097 amino acids)
Biological process (GO): phospholipid biosynthetic process
Cellular component (GO): endoplasmic reticulum membrane
Molecular function (GO): glycerone-phosphate O-acyltransferase activity; glycerol-3-phosphate O-acyltransferase activity
Source: RefSeq, a predicted model, not a curated record
AUGGUGAACUGGAAAUACGACCUGUUCCUCUACUUUAUGGGCAACCUCGUCAAUCUGUUUUUCAGGGAAGUCGUGCCGCGGGGCUCGUGGAGGGUUCCGCAGACGGGACCGGUGCUCUUUGUCGCUGCGCCGCAUGCGAACCAGUUUGUUGACGCCAUUCUCCUACAACGCACGCUGCGCCUCGAUGCUAAUCGUCGAGUAUCCCUCCUGAUUGCGCAAAAGUCUGUCCACGGCUUCAUCGGCUGGGGGUCCCGCCAAGUCGGCUCCGUGCCCGUCGGCCGAGCGCAGGACGCCGCGAAGCCCGCGACGGGCCUCAUCUACCUCCCAGAUCCCAUCAACGACCCGACGCUGAUCCGCGGCGUGGGCACCAAAUUCGGCGAGGGCGAGGGUGAGCCGCAGGGCAUGUUGUUUCUGCCGCCGGGCAAGAAGACGUCGGGGGAGAGUGUCCACAUCGACCAGAUCCUCGGCCCCGAGGAGAUUCGCAUCAAGCGGCCGUUCAAGACGCAGCUGGCUCUCCAGCAGCUCACCGGGCGCGACGACAUCGACGAGGAGGGCCGAUUCACCAACAAGUCCGCCAACGGCCCGGCGCCGGGAUUUAAGGGAACCAAGUUUAAGCUCGCGCCGCAUACCGACCAGUCCAAGGUGUACGAGGCCGUCUUUGCGCGCCUGAGGAACGGCGGCUGCGUCGGCAUCUUCCCCGAGGGCGGCAGCCACGAUCGCUCCGAGCUGCUCCCCUUGAAGGCCGGCGUGGCCAUCAUGGCCCUGGGGGCGCUGGCCGAGGCGCCCGACUGCGGCCUCAAGAUCGUGCCCGUGGGCAUGAACUACUUCCACCCGCACAAGUUCCGCUCUCGCGCGGUCAUCGAGUUCGGCCCGCCCUUUGAGAUUCCGCGGCACCUGGUGGACAUGUACCGCAACAAUCAGCGCCGAGAGGCCAUCGGCCAGGUCCUCGACACCGUCUACCAGGCGCUCAGCUCCGUUACCGUUUCGGCUCCGGACUACGACACCCUGAUGAUGAUCCAGGCGGCGCGACGGCUCUACAACCCCACGGGCAAGAAGCUGCCUCUGCCGGUGGUGGUUGAGCUGAACCGCCGUCUGGCCAUGGGCUACGAGCGCUACAAGAACGACGAGAGGAUAACCAGCCUGUCCAAGAGUGUCAAGGAGUACAACUCACAGCUGCGCUAUCUCAACCUCAAGGACCACCAGGUGCAGUACGCCACCAUGUCCAUCUGGAAGGUCAUUGUGCUCUUCAUCUACCGCUCCAUCAAGCUGCUGGUCCUCUUCCUCUGCACGGUGCCCGGCCUCGUCCUGUUUUCGCCCGUCUUUGUGGCCACGAAAAUCAUCAGCAGGCGCAAGGCCAAAGCGGCGUUGGCGAGCUCAACUGUCAAGAUUCGCGGACGCGACGUCAUGGCUACAUGGAAGAUUCUCGUUGCCUGCGGACUGGCACCCACGCUGUACCACUUCUACUCGAUUAUCGUCGUGUGGAGGGCGUGGUACGACCGUCUCUGGGGUUACUUGCCAGAAUGGAUGCCCCUGAUCCUGGUGUACUUUGCCACUUGGGUGGCGUGGAUGGUCAUAUCCAUCGCCGCGCUGCGGUUCGGUGAGGUCGGGAUGGACAUCUUCAAGUCGCUGCGGCCGCUGGUGCUCUGCCUGGUUCCGGCAUCCGACUUCAACAUUCACAAGCUGAAGCAGAGGCGGGCGGAGCUCAGCGCCCAGGUGACGGACCUGAUUAACACGCUCGGGCCGGAGAUGUUCCCCGACUUUGAAAAGACACGGCUGGUUCCGGACAUCUCCAAGGUCGAGACGGGAGGAACCCAGGCGGCGUCGUCCACCGAGGCGCGCGCCCGGCGAGACAGCGACCAGUCCAGCGCAGGUGCCGGUGCGGAGUCGCCGCCGCCGCCGUUACGGCGCAGCACGACACAAUCCAGCCGCUUGCUGCCUCGCAACGACUCAUUCAGUAACAUUGGCAGGGUCGGCAUCUUCUCAACACGACCGCCAUCGCGAUCACGGAGCCGCUCCAACAGCUCGGGCGGUGGCUUUGGCUCCAGCGGGUUCCACAUCAGUGGGUUCACGACGCUGGAUUCCAAGGAUGGCUUCAAUGAGGCCAGCCGCAAGAUUAGAGAAGCGAUGAAGGACAGGCGGAAGAAGUCGGACAAGGUCAAGAUGGAGGCGGGUAAGAAAAUGGCCGUGUCCCUCAAAUCCCUCGUCAGCUCCGUCCUCAGCGCGGUGCCCGGCGGCGUGGCCAGCGCCAUCACGGGCCCGUCGUCGGACACGGGGCCGGCGGCCAUGGAGGCGCUGUUCCCGCGGACGCGGCCCGAGGCCGACGGCGACGAGUGCCUGCACGACUGCGACAGCUGCUCCGUCAAGUACCCGCGCGGCUUCAAGGUGGACGAGGAGGACGUGCUGUACGGGCAGGUCAAGGGGUGGAGCACGCAUGUGCUCGUCGGGACGGGCAAGACGGACUGGGUGCGGGACGUGGCGGACGAGAGGGGGAGCGUGAUGGAGGCGAUCCAGAAGGUUGGGGGGGUUACGAAUGGGAGACUCAUGCUGUCCGCGUCCAACCUGCCGACGCCUCACGACACAACCGACUACUCGGAGCCCACCACCGUCCUGCUCCUCCCGGCCUUUUGCCUCGUCCACAACGUCCACCCGCGCAACGUGCCCCAGCUCAUCGCCGACGUCGUCAACCGCGCGCCCACGACGUCCUCCCCGCUGACCCCCUGGCAGUCCUCCAUCCCCUCCUCCCUCCCCAGCCCGGACGCCUCCUCCUCCUCCCUGCCCUCCCUGCCGCCCCUGACGGUCGAGUCCUGCCCGCACAGCGCCGUCAUCCUCAUGUGCAGCCAGCGGACGCGCGACGCGCGCUGCGGCCAGAGCGCGCCGCUGCUGCGCAAGGAGCUGGAGCGGCACCUGCGGCCCCUGGGCCUGUACCGGGACCUGCACGACGAGAGGCCGGGGGGCGUGGGCAUCUACUUCAUCAGCCACGUGGGCGGGCACAAGUAUUCGGCCAACGUCAUGGUGUAUCGGCGGCCGAAUGCCUUUGGCAAGGAUGACGAGCCGUUGCCGGAGGGCGUGGACGAGGCUGUUGCGGCCAAGGACGAGGAGGCGGAGGGAGGAGAGAAGGAGAAGGAGAAGGAGAAGGGGGAUGUGGGUGCUGCGCAGUGCAUCUGGCUGGCGAGGGUGAGGCCGGAGGACUGCGAGAACUUGGUGCGGUAUACGGUUUUGAAGGGCAAGGUGGUGAAGCCCGAGAGGCAGUUGAGGGGAGGGUUCGAUAGGAGGAAAGGGUUGAUGAGUUGGUGA